Molecule: messenger RNA, 987 nt
Organism: Cercopithifilaria johnstoni
Lineage: Eukaryota; Metazoa; Nematoda; Chromadorea; Rhabditida; Onchocercidae
Source: the annotation of a GenBank genome assembly
AUGACCACUUCGGAAGACGGACUGCAAUAUUAUUCCAAGAUAGAGACUAUCGGUAAAGGAAGUUUCGGCUUGGUUUUCAAAGCAGUUGACAUUCGAACCGGGAAGCUUGUUGCUUUGAAAUGUCUCUGUUUCGACAGAACUUCCGACGGACUUGAACCUAAUGUUUUACGUGAAAUAUCAGUUAUGAGAGAAUUGGAUCAUCCAAACAUUGUACGGCUUGAAGAAGUAAUUUUCGAUGAAACGAAUGUACAUUUAGCUUUCGAAUACUUGUAUAUCGACUUAUGGAAAUAUUUGGAUCAGCUACCUGAGAAUAUCUUCAUGGAACGAUGGCUCCAGAAAUCAUUUCAAUAUCAAAUCCUUCAAGGAAUGUGCUACUGUCAUCAACGAGCCAUUUUGCAUCGUGAUAUGAAACCAUCAAAUCUCUUACUUAAUACUUAUGGCGCUAUCAAAAUAGCUGAUUUUGGUUUAGCGAGGGAGUUUACUAUACCAACACGUGCUUAUACAAGUCAAGUAGUAACGCAGGCGUAUAGAGCACCCGAAAUACUUCUUGGAACACUUCGAUACACUACAGCAGUUGAUAUGUGGAGUAUUGGAUGCAUAUUUGCUCAAAUGGCCACAAAAGAUGUUCUCUUCCCUGGAUCAUCACCAACAGGCCAGCUAAGAGAAAUAUUUUCACGAUUGAAAACGCCCACAGAAGAAAUUUGGAAAGGAGUAUCUGAACUACCAUAUUAUUCGGCUAUCGUAUUCCCUCGUUAUGAAUACGAUCAUCUUGAUAAUUUGCUUAGGGCUUAUGUGGAUCCCAUCGGUAUCGCCAUAAUUCGGCUCUUACUUACAUAUGAUCCAGCCAAGCGUGCAUCAGCCAAAGAACUUCUUAAACACCCCUAUUAUUCUGACGUGGAUCGUUCAAAGUUGCCAGCGUAUAACUACGAUGGGACAAUACGAAUGCCACCUAGACCGUGGCUUGAACAUUUAACUGCAGACGAAUAA